AUGGUCACACGCAAAUCCGGAAGCCACGCCCUGUCCAUCCGCACCGACUCGACCGCCUCGUCCUCGCCCACGCCCUCGCUGCAAGACUUUGAUGCCCGCGACGUCAAGAUGGCCCUGUCCGACUGCCAGCCCGCCCCGCUGACCGUCUCGAUACCCAAGAACAUCCCCAGCCCGCAAUGCCGGAAACCCAAUCUGCAGGAGAUCCUCAGCAACACCGCCCCGCCGCCCUACACCCUCACCUCCUUCAUGGCCUUCCUGUCCCAGAACCACUGCCUCGAGAACCUCGAAUUCACCAUGGACGCCUCCCGCUACCGCAAGCACUACUCCAAGAUGGUCAACCGCCAUCCGGGCAGCCCCAUCUCGCCAUUGUCCGAAGAGUGCGGCUACGUGCUGAUGCUCUGGCGUCGAUUGAUUGACGCCUACAUCCGCGAGUCCGGCCCACGAGAAGUCAACCUUCCCGCCGAAGUCCGCGACACUUUACUAAGCCUAUCCGACUCAUAUGUCCCACCCCACCCAUCGGCAUUAGACAGUGCCGUGGCCAAGAUCAACGAGCUCAUGGAGGAGAGCGUACUGGUCUCGUUCCUCAACUCAGUCAGCCCACAGAGUGCUCACCCCGCCAGCCACGAGAGCUACGCUGGUAGCAACAUCUCACGCUCAUCGACCCGCAGCUACGAGGAGCGGAGUAUGCUCUCCCGCUCGUCACAGCCGCCCGUGCCUGCCCACCAACGAGCAUCGGCACCGUCGUCACUGACGUCUGGCUUCAUGGCCUCGAGACCCUUCUCACACUCUCGGUUCCACUCUCAGCCGACCUCUUCCGGUCAAGCACACACCCGUGUUACAUCUGGCUACACUAGUGGCAGCGAUGCAUUGACCGAUGACUCUGGCAGCGCCAGCAGCCCGUCGGGCAUGAGCGAUCCACUUACACCGCCUGGCACACCGCCCAUGAGCGAUUACCCCAUGGCCGACUUUCAUCAAGCCUACUACGACACUGGCUCGAAUAGCGGCACACCCAGCCCCCGCAACAGCCGAGGAGAGCACAAUGGUCUCGCCAGUGCUACCCGGGAUAGCUGGAAGCGAGUAAGCAGCAAGCUCUGGCCCAAGAAGAAGAGCGGCGGCCAGCUCCGAGACGACGAACCAGGCGUUGUCGAGGGCGGCCUGUUCUAA
Molecule: messenger RNA, 1164 nt
Organism: Alternaria incomplexa
Lineage: Eukaryota; Fungi; Ascomycota; Dothideomycetes; Pleosporales; Pleosporaceae
Exons: 2
Coding region: 1-1164 (387 amino acids)
Source: RefSeq, a predicted model, not a curated record